Chinchilla lanigera (long-tailed chinchilla) is the source of this 2238-nucleotide messenger RNA. It is a transcript of the gene Marveld2, whose product is annotated as MARVEL domain containing 2. The record is from RefSeq and is a predicted model, not a curated record. Bases 368 to 1909 code for a protein of 513 amino acids. NCBI's taxonomy places the organism in Eukaryota, Metazoa, Chordata, Mammalia, Rodentia, Chinchillidae. The transcript is spliced from 7 exons. Gene Ontology annotation, biological process: bicellular tight junction assembly. Gene Ontology annotation, cellular component: apical plasma membrane; cytoplasmic vesicle; bicellular tight junction.
GAUCUUUAUGAUUUCCUUCCUUGCACGAGCUUUACGUUUGGAUUGUUCCUUUUUCCUAGGACUUGGUAGUGCAUCAUCAGCUUACUUGGUCGGGCUCAUUCUGACCCCAGCUCUAAACUUCCUCCUUAGAACUGCUUUCAUUGUGUCCCAGAGGUUCCCGGUCGUUGUGCUGGCAUUAUUGUUUGAUUCUGUGAGCUAAUUUCUUCCUUGAUUUCUUCUGUGACGGUUGAUUAUUCAGGAGGGUAUCGUUUAAUUUCCAUGCCUUUUCCUUAGACAGGGUGUCGUUCAGUUGUCCAGGCUGGUCCUGCGCUCAGGUGAUCUGCCUCAGGCUCCUGAAUAGCUGAGACAGCAGGUGUGAAAAUCACAAAUGUCGCGCAAUGAUGGAAGAUCCAGGAGACGGGUAGAUGAGGUCCCAAGGGAGCCGCCCAGCCCCAGCGUCCCGGACUCCUUCCAGAGUUUCCAGGACAGCGAGCUGCAGCUGGCUGUGAGCGCCGAUCCCCUGCCGCCGCCGCCUCUCCCGGCCCAGCCUCCGUUCGGCCCGGCCUUCCCCUCGGGCGACGCGGAAGAGCCGGAGCCCGCCCCGGCGCCGCCGGAGCUCAAGCCGGUGCGCCGCUUCAUCCCCGACUCCUGGAAGGACUUCUUCCGGGGGAAGCGCGCGGCGCCGGGCCUGGGCUACAUCUCCGCGGGCGUGGAGUGCUCGCCGCCGAGCUCCCCCGCGCCGUCCGGGUCGGGCCGCGAGGCCAGGGCGGCCGCCGAGCGCGGCGCGGGCGCGAGCUCCGCCUACCGCGAGCAGGUGGAGCGGUACCACCUGCGCUACGCCUACAUGAAGUCCUGGGCCGGCCUGCUGCGGCUGCUGGGCGCCGUGCAGCUGCUGCUGGGCGCCGCGGUGUUCGCGUGCGUCACCGCCUACGUGCACAAGGACAGCGAGUGGUACAACCUGUUCGGGCUCGCGCUGCCCUACGCCGCGCCGGGGCUGGGCGGCGCCUACGGCGGCGGCUACCAGUACUCGGGCCCGCGGACCCCGUUUGUGCUGGUGGCGGCCGGCCUGGCCUGGAUCGCCACGCUCAUCGUGCUGGUGCUCGGCCUGUCGCUGUACUACCGCACCAUCCUCCUGGACUCCGACUGGUGGCCGCUCACCGAGUUCGCCAUCAACGUGGCCCUCUUCGUGCUCUACAUGGCCGCGGCCGUGGUCUACGUGAACGACACCAACCGCGGGGGGCUCUGCUACUACCCGGUCUUAAACAUGCCCCUGAACGCGGGCCUCUGCCGCGUGGAGAGCGGGCAGGUGGCGGCCAUGAUCUUCCUGUUCGCCACCAUGCUCACGUACCUCGUGAGCGCGCUCGUCAGCCUCAAGCUGUGGCGGCACGAGGCGGCGCGCAGGCACCGCGAGCGCGCGGAGCAGGCGGAGAUCUGCGAAUCAUCAGUGCCAUUGAAAAGGAGAACGUGUGAAAUGGUCACCAGUGACAGACAGAGAGACCCAGAAGUUUAUUUCAAACAAUGGAGAACAAAAUCGAUCCCCCCGGGCCACAUUCCGAAACCCAUUGUGAUGCCUGACUACGUGGCAAAAUACCCUGUGAUUCAGACAGAUGACGAACGAGAGCGCUACAAAGCCGUGUUCCAGGACCAGUUUUCAGAGUACAAGGAGCUGUCUGCGGACGUCCAUGCUGUCCUGAGGAAGCUGGACAAGCUGGAUGCCAUGAUGAGCAGGCUGCCACAUCGCUCGGAAAACCUGCAGGAACAUGAAAGAAUUUCCAGAAUCCAUGAAGAAUUUAGGAGGAAGAAGAACGAUCCUUCAUUUCUGGAAAAAAAAGAACGCUGUGAUUACCUCAAGAGUAAACUUUCCCACAUAAAGCAAAGAAUUCAGGACUAUGACAAAGUAAUGAACUGGGACGUACAAAGUUAUACUUAAGCCUUACUUGAAACUACUUUUUUUGUAGUCAACUUACUAUUUAUUUACUGCCUUUUUUUAUGCCAGACUCUCUGGUAGAGAAGCUAGUCGUCCUGAAUCGGCUCCUAGUUGGCUCAUCCAGUAGGCAGCGUUGAUGACUGUGAUUUCACGCAAACAUUUCAAAACAGACCGGAACCGCCGAGGCCCUUCACUAAAAAUGGGAGAAGCCUGGAUUCAUCUGUGCACUUUCCUGUUGGUCUGUCUCAUACAUUGCCUGCUGGGCGUGGUGGCGCGCGCCUGUAAUCCCAGCACUUGGGAGGCUGAGGCAGGAAGAUUGCUGUGUGUCUCAG